AUUACAGAUGAAAAAUUAAACAGGUCAUCAGUUAUUAUAUUAAGUUACCCGUCCUAUUGUCGAUAUCGUGGAAUAAUGAAGCGUUUGGAAGGUGUAGAAGACGACUAUCUAAAGCACACAGUAGUGAAAGUACUAGGCGGAUUUACGGCGGUUAAUAAAAAUACGAGAGUCCUAUUCUGCAGAGAUACCUUCGAUUAUCCGGAACUAGAAGGUCACGAAUUAUUGUGCAAUCAUUUGGCACCUAAACUGAAAGGACGCCCUAGGGGCCGUCGGAAAAAACGAAGUUUAUCUCCCGGUUCCGAAAGCAACGAAUCAGAAUCUUCCGUUUGUAAUAUUCUCAACUCUAGAACAAGGCUUAUGGCAGAGAAAGCUUCAAAUGGUUUAAGGCCAGAUAAAAUUUCCACCAGACAAAGUACCAGAGUGACCUCUUCGAAUUUGGAGAGUAAAGAAUUUUUGAAAACACUGUCUGCUUAUAUGAAAUCAAUUCACACUCCCAUUGGAAGGAUACCAUCACUAGGUUUUAAAGAACUUGAUCUUUACGCGUUUUUCACAAAAGUUAACAAACUAGGUGGAUAUGAUUCAGUAACCAGGAAUCGAUUGUGGAAGUCAAUUUUUGACGACCUCAGUGGAAAUUAUAUGAGCACCAGUGCAGCUACAGUAAUCAGAAGACAUUAUGAAAGAUUCUUAUUGCCGUAUGAACUACAUCUCAAAGGAGAAGAAUACAAGUCGUCUUCCAAAAAUUCUAAAAGUCGAUCAGGUAGUUGCAGUGAUAGCAGUGACAGCCCAAGUGGUAGCGGAAAAAGCACUCCAAUAUCUCAGCUCACGGUUAUUCCUAUACCUACGAGUACAACUGAUAACAAGGAAAUCUCUCAGUCGGAAACACUCGAUCUACCAAAACCAGAAGUUAAAACCUCUUCUCUUAGAAGUGUGAGAGUAAAACCGGAGCGAUUAAGAGAUCAUGUCUCGAAGGAUAAUAAGGCAGCUGCAAGCGAAAAAUGUGCCAAUACUGAUAUUACAAAUUCCAAAAUGGUUAAUGAACUAAGUGUCGAAAUUAAAACUGAAGUUGAAAGUUCUUCUACAAAAAUUAGUGAAAGUAAUUUAUUAAAUAACGGUUUGACUGUAGAAUUAAUAACAACAGCGUUACCUACUAUACCACAAAAAAGUUCCCAAAACGAAGUGAGUGAAAUAGUGAGUGAUAAAAUUAGUAAAACUAGUGUUACAAUAGAAUCUUCAACCAAAACUGAACAGACUCCAAUUUCUUUAGAUAGUGUUCCUAAGUCGGACAGUGAUAAGUCUGAUGACGGAAAAGAAAAUAUAGCCACGUGCAAUACAAACUCUGUUUCUAAUGCUCAAAAUAGAUCGACACCAAGUGAUCUCUCUGAGGUGCCAUGCGAAUCAAAAACUCCAGAAUCAGUACCGGUAGACACAGACUAUAGUUUUAGUUCUACUAGUUCCAUAAGCAAAUCAUUAUUACAUAGUGUAAAGAAAAGGAAACUAGACAUUUUAAAGGAAGGUGGACUGGAAGUUACGCCUAUUAAACCAUCAACGAACGAAUUAAAAGAGAUAAAAGAAACGAGGCCUUCGGUAAUACAUCAUAAUCUCGGUAUGCCAAAAGCAACAGUAGGACAGCUUUCUAUAACUUUAGCGACAGACAAACCGGCUUCCUCAAACAGCAUGGAAAUCUCAGAAAGGUUGUUGCCAACAUCACAAGCUAAAGACAUUCAAACUUUGCCAUCUACAAGCAUCAUGCGAUCAAAUCCAAUACCAAUAAGCAAGUCAAUAUCUUCCUCACCAAAUAAUUCAUUUUUAUACCUCAAUGGACAGUCGCCUCCAAAAGUUGUUCAAUCUAGAUCAAUUUAUUCUUACUCUGAAAAAACCGUUUAUGGAAAUCCUAAGGAUUACUUUAUGCCACCUCCGAGACCUCCAGUGCAAAUUCCAAAACCGGUUGGUGGGUUAUCUAGGCAUUUGGGUGGAGAUAUUUUAGAUUUGACUACCAAAAGUCCCCAAAAAGCCGUCGUGGAAAUUAUGAGGGUGCCUAAUAUACCCUCCUCUCGGACUCCAUUUGGGAUGCCGGACGUACCUCAAAAAAAGAUCUUCAAGAACUCUGCUUCUCUUCCAGUAUUAGAUACACGUGUUGCGUCAAAUUUGGAAAUCACACUGGUAGGCUCAAAUACAAUUCCAAAUGUUCAACAAAACAGAUCGAUGAAUAGAAGCAACUCGUUCAGCCGUCCACGAUCAAAUACAGUUAUUCCUUCACCCGCUUCAGCUUCCAAUGUGCCAAAAUCAUAUGGCACGUAUAAUUUCAACAAUAAAACUGCACAAAAACGGACAUUUAAUGGAAAUUAUGUUCUAAAUAAUAAAAAAGAGGAAAAUGGAAAAUUGCCAUAUUCGAUUUCUCCGACGCAACAAGCGUAUGCACCUAGGGACCACAGGCAGCAGAAUAAUGUGUCGAAUUCCUAUAGUAACCAUCGAUUUCCAACACAACAAGAUAAUAGAAAUCAGGCAAAAGUGCAUUCUCAGUCUUCCCCAAAUAUAAAACCGUACACAACUCCAACACCUUCUUCCGUUUUACCUCCGUAUUUGUCCCAAUUGUCUUUGGCAUCUAAAAUGGUACCACCAUACGUUCCUCCAAUUGAUCCCUUGUAUUUUUCCGCUCUUCAAAGUUUAUACCCGCAUUCUCCACUCUCUUCAGUUCCUCCUUUCUUUCCUGUUCCGAACCCUGAUCAUUUGCAAUUUUACACAGAUUUGAUAGCUCGAAAUUCGCAAAUGAGGUAUCCGUUCCCAUUUGCGCACGAUGGUAGUUCAUCAAUGCCGCCCGCAUCUAGCGAGACUAACAAUUUUAAGCAACAAUAAACAUAUCGCCUCGAAAACUGACGCAUAUUAAAAAUUUUUUAUGUAGACUUUUACUCGACUAAUCUUCCAUCGGAAGACAUGUGAAGAUGAAAUGACAUUGACUAUAAAGUAGAUAGUCUCAAAGAAUCAAUUUAUUAUUGUUGCAGAUGUGAUAAAAUCCUUUAUUAGAUUAGUUGCGCUACUAAAUAUGUAAUGAGUAAGAGAGAGAGGUAGGUAUUGUUGAUGGACAAUAGGAUUUUUAUAUUGAUUAAACUUUGUGCGUAAAGUUGUUGUUGAAUUGAUGUAUAGGUACUUCAAAUUUUGUAAUAUAAGAGUAACUUUUAUUUUUUGGAAGAUACAUUUAUUAAAAUGUUGCUUUUAAAUAAAUGUUUUUGAAAAAGGGCAAGAUUUAAAAAGUGUAGCAAAUAAUGUUGUAUAUACGAAGGCCAGAUGUAAUGAUUAGUAUAAUUAUCUGUGAUUUUAUUAUAUAUACCAAAUUAUAUCGUUGAUGUACAUAUAACUUUCCAACAUUUUCUUAAUUAUUUAAGUUUCAAGUUUUUUUUAAGUAAUAUACAUCUUUUACUUUUGUAAUGUGUUGCUGUCCGUUGAUAAUGUAAAUCACAGGCAAUAAAAUGAAGUGCAAUGAG
This is a messenger RNA of Photinus pyralis (common eastern firefly), 3479 nucleotides long. Its product is annotated as AT-rich interactive domain-containing protein 5B-like. Gene Ontology annotation, biological process: regulation of transcription by RNA polymerase II. NCBI's taxonomy places the organism in Eukaryota, Metazoa, Arthropoda, Insecta, Coleoptera, Lampyridae. Gene Ontology annotation, cellular component: nucleus. The record is from RefSeq and is a predicted model, not a curated record. Gene Ontology annotation, molecular function: transcription cis-regulatory region binding.